AUGGAUGGACUCCCAGAUAUAGGCCAGCUUCUGCAAGCUACACGGAGUACCACAUUUACCGAAUUCCUCCAUACCUGCCACAAUCUAUUUUCACGCCCAUUAGUACGAUCACCAUCGCGCUCCACCACCGGCAAGAUUCCAUCUCCACAAGGAAAAUACUGCCCAAGACAGCUCCGCUCAUGGGAUGACUGCGCAUCUACUCAACAAAGAAUAUAUACUGCUGUCCGAGGAUAUCUGAACGACUUCGCAAGUGGACAGGCGCAUCGAUUAUUCUUAAACAUAGCUGGACUUGAAGGCAUCGCCAGCCGACUAAACCAGCCUUUACACAGUGAGAGGGCAUUGGAAACAUAUGAAGAAUUAGCCGUCAAUGGAAAUGUACAGAAUAUCAUUGAGGAGCUUUGCAAGGUGCCACUGGCUCGGCAGGAGUUUCAACUUGGUGAAGGUGUAUCUUUUGAAAGUCACACCAACUCUUUAGAGAACAGCAUCUCUGGCCCUGAACUCCCAAGGUCUGACAACUACUGCAUUCACCGGAUUGGCGGUGAAAAUACACUACUCACAAUGGUAGAAUAUAAACCACCACAUAAGCUGACUCUGGCUCACCUUAGAGAAGGUUUACGGGAUAUGGAAUUCUGGCAAGAGGUGGCGAAAAGGGAAACAAUCCCAACAGAAAGAGCAGAAAAACAGCAAUACGAUGCAGAGCGUACAGUUGGUGCUGUACUUACACAGCUCUACCAUGCAAUGAUCUGUGAAGGACUUGAGUAUUCUUGGAUUAGCAACGGCCUGGCUCUUAUCCUUCUGCAUAUACCAUCCGAAGAUCCUGAUAUCCUAGAAUAUUUCUUCUGCGAGCCUCACAAGGAUAUUAGCGAGGAUGAGGACUUCCUACAGCCAAAGACAGCUAUUGCUCGUAUACUAUGCCUGGCGCUAAUGGGCUCCUGCUCUACUAUCCGUGAUAAUAUGUGGCGCCAAAGUGUCAAGUCUCGGCUUCCUAAAUGGACGUCGAACUUUGCUCGAACGGACAUCCAAAGCUCGGAAGAUGAACAAGAAACUCCAACAGAAUCAGUAUAUACUAGUUCUAGUUUCCAACCCUCUUCUUCACCGGUAUCAUCAGGUCGCCAAACCAGGAUACAGCGUCAAACUGGCUGUGCACCACCACAAGAUAUCCAGCAGGAUUCAGACCCAGACAACUCCGACUCUGAUCCAAACCAAUACCCGGCUAAUCGAAAACGUAAUCUAAGCCAAAUCGGAUCUUCACCUCCUGGUCACUCAUCACAAUCAAAGCACCACCAGCAUCGGCGCAAUACUCCCCAGCAGUAUAAAUCAAGACCGUUUUGUUCUCAAAAUUGUUUACUUGGACUUCAAAGAAACACUGCCCUGGAUCCAUGUUGCCCCAACUUUCAUCAACAUAAAGGAGUGAAAACAGACCAUCAGGUCACAGUCAAAGAGUUUAUUCAACAGCUUGAGCAGCGAUUGGAUGAGGACAUUGAUCAAUACUGCUCACCGCUAGGAUGGUGUGGCGCGUCCGGGGCACCGUUCAAAAUCACAUGCCCUACUUAUGGUUAUACAAUAGUUGGGAAAGGGACAACUGCCCAACUUUGGCCACAGGUUUCUCGUGAAGCUGAGGUUUACCAUGUGCUUAGGAAGAUUCAGGGGUCAUCUGUUCCUGUUUUCCUUGGAGCAAUCGAUCUGGGCAUACCAUUCUUCCUUCAUGGGGCUGGUGAGAUUCGACAUAUGUUGCUUAUGGCAUGGGGUGGGGAACAUAUGGAUUGUAUAGGACCUCCAGAGAAGAGACAGAUCCGGCGCUCCCGACAAGAUUUGAAGUCUCUGGGUAUACGCCACGGUGACAUUCGCCUAGAAAAUUUGCUAUGGAAUGCUGAAGCACAACGAGUGAUGAUCAUUGAUUUCCACUUAUCCAGUCUCCAACCUAUGCUUCAAAGUGCACCAAAGAAGAGGGAUCUGCUAUCAGAUGCUUCGCCCGCUCGAAAACGCAUGCGGGUUAAAUAA
This is a messenger RNA of Penicillium verhagenii, 2001 nucleotides long. RefSeq lists its product as uncharacterized. The record is from RefSeq and is a predicted model, not a curated record. Bases 1 to 2001 code for a protein of 666 amino acids. The transcript has a single exon. NCBI's taxonomy places the organism in Eukaryota, Fungi, Ascomycota, Eurotiomycetes, Eurotiales, Aspergillaceae.